AUGGAAACAUUGGUGAGGCCAUCGGGAGGAGGGCAACAGCUUUGGGAAAUGAGGCUGUUGGCUACUCGCCGCCAUGGUCCCUUCUUGUCAUGGCUCAUCAGUGACAACGACCGACUCCUCGAGGAGAGUGACUUUGUAGCCGUGACUGUCCCUGGCUUUGUUCGAGGCUUGAUCAACAAAACAUCCUUGGCAUUGAUGAAGCCACAUGCAGUCCUGAUUCCGAUUUCUGCCAAUCCAGUGGACUUUGAUGCCCUUUAUCAGGUUCUUCUUACACGUUCUAUUGGGGCAGUACUGGAUGUGUGGCCUCAAGGGUGUUGGCACUUUCCUGACAUGUUUUGUGGUCCGCCGUACGCCGAAGAGGCACAGCCGUUUUGGGCGAACCUGGCCACCCUAGAGAAUGUGGUGGUCCUGCCAGGUGUGGCAAUGCGUGAUGAGAUCUUCUGGUCUAAUAGUGCCCAUUUUGUGGCCGCGAACUUGGUGGCGUUGGUCGAUGGGAGGCCCUUACGAGGGGUGGUUUGCAAUGCAUCAGAUCCUUGGCCAACGGUUUGA
Durusdinium trenchii is the source of this 549-nucleotide messenger RNA. The record is from the annotation of a GenBank genome assembly. NCBI's taxonomy places the organism in Eukaryota, Dinophyceae, Suessiales, Symbiodiniaceae.